GUGGCACACGCAACACAUCCGUUUCCAUCCCAAAAGGAAUUGCCAGCUCGUAGAAAAACCGCGCACCAGAUCGCUAAAAGGGCAAAAGGGUAACAUCGUCAGCAGAAAAGAAAAACGACGCCAGACGAGCACAAUAAACGCAGGAAAACCUGCCCCAAGAGAAAAUUAGGACUGGCGCUUGAGUUUCUGGGCUCCGCUGCUUCUUCUGCCAGAAGAAGAGAGGGACACAAGAAAACAUGGCGGAAGAAGAGAGCUCGAAGAAGCGAAAAGUGGAUAUCAAUUGGGAAGAGAUUGACCGCCAGCUCGACGAGAUGGAUUCUUUACCGGAAGUCGUCCCGGAGAAGAAGGGAAGUCACACUGAUGAUCAAAACCCCCGCCAACAAUGCACCCCGUCGGCGACGAUGGCCUCUGAACACGACGAUCAUUCCAUCUCCUUAAGGAAGGAGUGCGCUGAAAUGACUAAUGGGCAGCUGGAGGAGGCGAUUUUAAGGCAAAGUAGGACUCUGAAGGCAGUUGGUGGUACAUUGCCAGACAGAGGGGGGAAAAUCCGGGGUACCAUUAGAAUCAUGGAAGAGGAGCGAGAGAGGAGAAAAUCCGCGAGGACGACCAUGCUUUAUAAGAAAACUGGUAAAAGUGGGUUUUCUCAGAUGGAAGUUUGGUUCCAUUUUCUGCCCUUGGUUUCUGUCGAGGUCAUUCCUUUCGGGCGUGAAUGUUUCGCCUUCGUACAAUCUGCAUCCACUGGACUUGAGAAUUUGAGAUCACUUCAUGGCUGUUCAUGUGCUCUUUGGUCAGUGAGAUACUGCGAAGAGAUGGUGGACUGUUUGAUGGUGGUCACUUGGUCUGGCAACUUACAUUUUGGCAGUGCUUGAACAGUUGAAUGUGGACCAUUGAGCUUCUGUCUACAUUUGCUAACCUUAAAUUAGAAUUCUUUGGAUCAAGGUUACUGAAAUUAGAUAGAAAUAUGAAGCUCUAGCCUCUAGGUUUCUGCGUGGUAUUGACGUGCGUUAGGCAUCCGUACCACUGAAUGCCAUUGGUUUGAAUCUCCAGAAUAAUUUAUAUUGUUUAUGCAUUGGACAGAUCAUGAUGUCUAUUAGGAAGUUUUCUGUUAGGAGUUAGCUUCUUUAUCUAUAUAUACGAAUGCCACGUGAAGUACGCAAUGAUGUUACAUUUGUUUGUGUCGUUAGAAUGACCUUCCCAGCCACUUGUUAGCAAUCCUGAAGAAGCAAAGUUUGUAAGUUUCUUGUCCCAAGCUGAAGGAGUUACUCAUUGGUCCAUCUUAAUGGUAGAAUGAAAGAUUGUUUGACUUUUGGGGGUUCAUUUUGCAGAAUAGUAGAUAUGGAGUGUUGAUUUAUUUGUUUGUUUACUACUUCUGAUCUCUAGUACAAUAUUUUGUAUUGGGGCAAUUCAGCUGCCACGUGUUUGUGAUAAAGGGGAAGCGACAUUUUUGGUUUUUGCGUAAAGGUUUUUCCUUUAAUUUGGCCAAUGUCCUGUUUAUCCUGGUUUUUGUUCUUUGACUUCCAAUUUUGCACUACAAAAUUGUCUAAAAAGAGAAGCAUAAUGAAUUCCAUGAUGGAGUCAUUAUAAUCUGUUGAUGAUAGAUUUUAUUAGUCAUUCCGAGGUGUUAGCGCUAUAAAUGAUGCUUUCGUUGGAGGAACUUCUUUUAAAUGAUUCAUUCUUUCUUUCCAGGGUGUUGGUGACUCUAAGAAAUCCAGACCGCUAGUAAGUACAGGUAUAAACGGUGCUCCAGGUGGCAGUAAAGAGAUGGCAUCUUCCGAAAUUCAUUCACAAUCGCGUUUUGGCUCCCUUUUUAAGAAAAAGUUGGAAGAUAACGCAGAUCAUAAGGUUGCUAAUGCAUUCGAUAGCGAACUAUCCGCUCUGGGUACUCACAGCCGUCCAAAACUGAAACUCAAUGAGGGGUUGUCACUAAAUGGAAGGCAGAAAAAUGGAUCAAGAAAACGGAGUUUUCAAUCUUCUUUUGGUUGGAAGGACAGGGGAAUUUCAUCCGAUUCCUUCUACAGUAAAGGGCAAAGUGCAUCUAAACAUUUUUCUAAUGGGGUUUUAGGUAGAAAAGAGGAAUCUCGGGUCCCACCUUCAUAUGGUCUCAGACAUAGAAAGAGGGAGACUGUGGUUGUUUUGGAUGAUGAUGAUGAAGUUCUGGAGACACUUGAUUGUAUAGAUGAAACACGUGAUGAAUGCAUGAAAGAUGCUAAAAUCUACUACCCAUCAAGGGAUGAUCCAGAGUGUGUUGAAAUUUGUUUCCAGGAUAUAGACUGUCUGGCACCUGAAAGUUUCCUGACAUCACCUAUCAUGAACUUUUACAUACGGUACCUAGAGUUGCAGGCUUCUCCAUCUCAAAAGGCUACUUGUGAUUAUCACAUAUUUAAUACGUUCUUCUACAAGAAGCUUCAACAGGAGUUGUCACGGAAGGAAAGUGAAAAAGAGUCCCUUUUUGUCAAGUUUAGAAGAUGGUGGAAGGGUGUGAACUUAUUCGAGAAGGCAUAUGUACUGAUUCCCAUACAUGAAGAUCUUCACUGGAGCUUGGUGAUCAUCUGUUUCCCAGAGAAGAAGGACAACAGAUCAGGACCAAUCGUGCUUCAUUUGGACUCAUUGAAGCUCCACUAUAGCAGAGUUGUUUUGGAGGAUAUCACCAGGUGAGAUAAAAAUUACCUUCGAACUGGACAGACUUUUGUAGCUAGGUUUUGGUUGUUCCUGAUAUUUCAAACAGUUAAAUAGAUCUCUCACAAGUCGUUGCUCAGUCAGAUGGUGAGAUGUCUGACAGAAUACGGAAGCGUCUUCGCAACAUUAUUUCAAAAAGAAUCGAGGUUCCACAACAAACAAACGAUUAUGAUUGUGGUACCUUUGUACUUUUUUUCAUGGAGCGCUUCAUUGACGAGGCCCCCGAGAGGCUGAAAGAAGUUGAUCUGGACAUGUUCGGCAAGCAGUGGUUCAAACCUGAAGAAGCAUCUGGCUUGAGAAAGAAAAUCAGAGAUCUGCUCAAGACCAAGUUUAUUGAAUCAAGAAAGGACAGCUUUGCUUGCAGAUCAUCGGCUGCCCCUUCCGGAGAAGUGAGAGCAGCAGAAAAUGGUAAUUCAGCUGAAGGAUCUCUAACUUUGUACAGCUCAGAUUCAGGGUAAAGAAGCACAAGGAGUUAGUUAGUUAUGUACAUCCUGAGAAACAGAGGAAAAUUGUGGAUACCCAUUUUCUCUCGGGCGUGAAAUAAUAAUAGGUAGAGUAAGGUAGAGUUUUGAAGCCCCUCUUCUCUUCUUGCUUUUUCGCGGGUUUUGGCUUCAUCAUCAAAGUGUACAUACAUAGGGGAAGUACUGCAUUUGUGGGAAUUUCGGCACGAAAAAACAAAGUAGUGCCCACCAUUCUUAGCAGUCAAAAAGGCUGUUGUACCUCUCUGGAUCAUCUUUUGAUACAUGGAAGUAUAGCAGCCCUUCAUUUUUUGCAUUCCAGUUUUACAGGCAGAGCUAAAGGUUGUCCUUGGCCAGGAAAGGAAGGAGGUUAGUAGUUAGUAAACAGCAAGUGGUCCGUGCUUGCUUCUAGCAUGGAUCAAAGCAGUUCCUGUGGUUCGUUUGGCUGCAACACGCCCAUCCCAACUGACCCAGAGGUGUUACCGUUAGGUGUU
Messenger RNA from Linum tenue, 3628 nucleotides. The record is from the annotation of a GenBank genome assembly. NCBI's taxonomy places the organism in Eukaryota, Viridiplantae, Streptophyta, Magnoliopsida, Malpighiales, Linaceae.